Salvia hispanica is the source of this 946-nucleotide messenger RNA. RefSeq lists its product as uncharacterized. Lineage: Eukaryota; Viridiplantae; Streptophyta; Magnoliopsida; Lamiales; Lamiaceae. The record is from RefSeq and is a predicted model, not a curated record.
AGAAACCCUAACUCACAAACUCAAAAACCCUAACCCAAUCCAUGGAUUCAAAGCCUCUAGCAAUGUUGUACAUGUUCAUGGUUUCCAUGCUAAUCACAUUGCCACCAGCCUACUCUUGGCAACAAAACUGCCCACCACCUUACCCUCCCUACGGCGGCCACCCCUCCCCCCCGGCCCACCACCCACCCUCCCCUCCCAAACACCAUCCACACCCACCUUCCCCUCCAAAACACCACCCCCACCCACCUUCCCCUCCCAAACACACACCCCAACCACCCCACCAUGCCCCCCCAGUAGUCCACCCACCCGUCAUCGUGCCACCAAUAAUCAUGCCACCUCCCGUCAUCUCUCCCCCGAUAAUCAUGCCACCUCCGGUCACCACACCACCAAUCACAAACCCUCCAGUGACCAAACCGCCACCGGCCUCUCCUUACCCUCCCUACACCCCACCCGGAGGAGGCAAACCCGGACCAACUCCAGGAGCCACGUGCCCCAUAGACGCGCUGAAGCUAGGGCUGUGCCUCGACGUACUGGGAGGGUUAGUCCACGUGGGGAUAGGAAACCCGGUGGAGAACAUAUGCUGCCCGGUGCUACAAGGCCUUCUAGAGUUAGAAGCCGCCGUUUGCUUGUGCACAACAAUAAGGCUUAAGCUUCUCAAUCUCAACAUUUUCCUUCCCUUGGCGUUGCAGCUGCUGGCCACGUGCGGCCUCACACCGCCGCCGGGGUUUGUGUGCCCACCUCUCUAGGGUUUUUCUAUGUUCCAUGGCGGCCGUGUAUGUUGUUUCUUGCUACAUGCAUCGGAUCGGAGUUUGGGGUUUUGUAAUAAUUAAUUUGCUCAUUAGUAUCCUAAUUUUCUAAAAUGUUUUGUAUUACUAGCUACUUGUGUUUCGCUAGACCAAAAGUUUGUCAUCUUUGUGUUAUUAUAUAUUACUACUACUUCUAUUAA